AUGGCGCAGGUGAUGGAAGAAUCACUGCAGAAGGAAACGAUGUCUGGGUUGAAAGGAAAAAACGAAAUAAAAGAUGGUGAUGGUGAAAAUAGGGUUUCUGUUGAAGAAAACACGAGUCCUCUACAGGGGAAGAAUAUUGGUGCGGUUGUUACUAAGGGUGAAGUGAAUCAUGUCGAAGGUCAAGUGCCUGCGACAUCAAAUUCGGAGGAAAAAGGGGAAUCAUUGGGUCCGCCUCGUGACCUGAUGGUUUCAUCGCAAACAGUGGAUAAGGGGAAGUCUUGGACUUCGGUGGUCAAGGAUUCUCCGAGUUUGCAGAAAUUUGAGGUGGAUGUGGCUAUUGUUGAUGGAGUAGAGACGAUCUCUGUUCCGGAUUCGGUAUUUGACAAUCCACCUUUAUGGACAGACUGUAUUGUAGGGAAAUUAAUGUCUAAGGCACCACAUGUGGGUUCUAUACACAUGAUCGUUAAUAAAAUAUGGUCUGUGGGAGGUAAAGCAGCGAAUGUUGAAGUGUUUGUGGUAGAUGAUUCAACUGUCAAGUUUCGAAUUCGUGAUGCUAGUAUCCGAACUCGUGUCCUUAACAGAAGAAUGUGGAACAUUAAGAACGUUGGAAUGGUGGUGUUUAAAUGGAGUCCACUUGCAGAGGAAGCUCAACCGGAACUCACGUCAAUGCCGUUAUGGGUCACAUUUAAAAAUGUGCCACGCUCGCUCUACUCUUGGGCUGGUCUAAGCUUCCUCACUAGCCCUCUCGGGAUGCCCAAGAAGCUCCACCUAGACACCUUAUGGGCAAAAAACUUUGAUGAGGCAAAGGUGUUUGUUGAUGUAGACUUGACGAAGAAGUUACCAAACUCUUUUAACUUCAAGCUUAAGAACGGUAAAGAGACCUGUGUCAACUUUGAAUUUCCUUGGCUCCCCCCUCGCUGCACUUUGUGUGGCACAUGGGGACAUCACAACAAGGAGUGCUUGGCUGGACCGGGUACAAAAGAAAUCUUGAGAAGACCUACUUCCCCAAAGAAAGCAAAGCAGAGUCAAAUACCAAUUGUUGUAGAGCAGAGCUCAACUCUAGCGGUAGUAGAGAAGACAAAAACAGUGAUGGAUUCUUCGUCAAAGAAAGAGGUUGCAGAGAAUAGCAACACCAACAGAGUGGCUGCAGACUGUACUGUAGUGACCCCUGACGUUUCCCCAGCAAAGUUGGCAGAACUCCCGAGUCAGCCAAUAGUAGAAACAAAUAAAGCAAACGAACCGGAGAAAUUGCAGUGUGUCUCUCCCAACAAGGUGGGACGCCAAAAAACCAAAGCACAUGAGGACAUUGAGCUUGUGACUAACACCCGAUAUCUGGCUCUUUCGAAUGACGAGGAGUUAGAAACAGAGGCUUCUCAGUCGGGUGAUAAUGAGGCCGAUGCGGAACUAAGGGAUGAUGCUGAAUCCAUUCGAAGUGGCAGUAAGAAUGAGGAAAAAAGCUCAAAGGAGUUGGGUACUCGCCAAAUUUUGCCUCAUGCAUCAAAAACUGUAACAAAAACAAAUCCAGCGAACAAAUCUUCUUCUACUACGACGUCUGCUCAGAAGACUUCGGAAACUCGAGUGAAAGAAGCGAAAUCUGCGUCUAUCUUUUCGUCGGUGUUUAAUGGCUGGUCGUUUAAGAACAACUAUGAACAUCACCGAUUGGGUAGGAUUUGGGUUGUGUGGAAGGAUAUGGUCAGGGUUACUCCGGUCUUUAAGAGUUCUCAGAUGAUAUCAGUAUUGGUAAAGAUACCAAGUGAAGAGAAUGAGUUUUUAUGCUCAUUUGUCUAUGCCUCCAAUUUUGAAGAAGAUCGUAAGGUUCUUUGGGAUGAUUUGCAAAGUCAUUCUACCUCGCCUGUUUUGCGGAAGUUGAAAUGGGUAGUCAUGGGUGAUUUUAACGAAAUUGCUGCUAUAGAGGAAAGAUCAAAUUCGGACAAUUAUGCUGGUUCCGACUCUGGUAUGUAUGACUUUCAGGAUAUGAUCCGCGACUGCAGGUUCACAGAUAUGGGUCGCCAUGGUCCUUUGUUUACAUGGGGGAACAAGAGAUCAAAUGAUCUUAUUUGCAAAAAACUGGAUAGAGUGAUGAUCAACGAUGUGUGGCUGAUGAACUCUCCUUCAUCUUAUAUUGUCUUUGAGACAGUUGCGAAUUUUUGGAAGAAUACAUCGCCUCUGUUUGUCUCGACGUCAGUGCUAUGCACAAGGGCUUAUCACUGUGCCGUCAAAGCACGCACUGCGAAAAAUGGAAUCAGAGAGAUCAAAACUUCAGGAGGAGAAAUAGUUACAAAUCAGGAGGAGAUCAAAGAAGAGGCUGUACGGUUUUUUGAGGAAUUCUUAAACAAGGUUCCUACAAACUACCAACAUGUCGAGGAGGAUUUCAUAACAGGGCUGUUGGAUUUUAAAUGUUCAUCACAGGAUCAAGAGUUUCUUAUCAGGGAAGUAACUGAAAAGGAAGUUCAUGAUGUUCUAUUUGGUAUGGCGAGUGGGAAAUCACCAGGACCGGACGGAUACACAGUGGAAUUUUACAAAGCAGCUUGGCCUAUUAUUGGGAAGGAUUUUGUGAUCAGUAUUCAAGCUUUCUUUACCAAGGGUUUUUUACCAAAAGGGGUGAAUUCAACAAUCUUGGCUCCCAUACCGAAAAAAGAAGAUGCUAUGGAGAUGAAGGAUUACAGGCCAAUCUCCUGUUGUAAUGUCCUAUAUAAGGUUAUUUCCAAGAUCCUUGCAAACCGUCUAAAACUCAUUCUGCCUCUGUUUAUCGCCCCAAACCAAUCUCCUUUUGUUAAGGAUAGACUUCUUGUUGAAAAUCUUCUCCUAGCUUCUGAGCUUGUUAAAUAUUAUCACAAGGAAUCCAUCUCUCCUCGCUGUGCAAUGAAGAUUGAUAUCUCCAAAGCUUUUGACUCAGUACAAUGGGACUUUUUGAUUAUUAUAUUGCAAGCUCUGGGCUUUCCAACACAGUUCAUUCACUGGAUCAACCUGUGCAUAUCCUCAGCUUCUUUUUCUGUUCAAGUUAACGGGGAAUUAGCUGGUUAUUUUGGUAGCAGAAGAGGUUUAAGACAGGGUUGUUCUCUCUCUCCAUACCUUUUUGUCAUAUGCAUGAAUAUUCUCUCUAAGAUGAUUGAUAAAGCUGCAGCUGAAAGAAGAAUAGGGUAUCACCCACAUUGUAAGAAGCUAGAGCUUACUCAUCUCUGCUUUGCCGAUUACCUGAUGGUAUUUUCUGAUGGAAGUCUAGGCUCUAUGGAAAGCAUCAUUUCGGUUUUUAACGACUUUGCUACCAUAUCCGGGCUACAUGUUAGUCUGGAAAAGUCCACAGUUUAUUUAGCAGGUGUCGCAGGAGACCUACGAGCCACUACGCUUGAGAACGUACCAUUUGUAGCAGGAACUCUCCCAGUUCGCUAUUUAGGGUUGCCGCUCCUCACCAAGAAAAUGACUAGAAUGGACUAUGCACCUCUCAUUGACGGACCUGAGUUAAAUACCAAGAAAGCUAAGGUUGCUUGGAGUGCGGUUUGCGUGCCAAAGAAGGAAGGUGGCCUUGGUUUGAAAAACCUUCGCAAUGCAAAUGAUGUCUCUGUUUUAAAAUUGCUGUGGAGAUUACUUACUUCAAAAGAAUCAUUCUGGGUUCGCUGGAUUCACUCGAGAUAUAUUCAAGGAGCUUCUGUGUGGGCAAUUCGAAAUCCAACUAGUUCUUCACCAGGUACAUGGAUGUGGAAACAGAUCCUUAAAAUCAGGGAAAGAGCUCGGGAUUUCUUGCGAAUGAACGUAAGGAAUGGGAAGGGAACUUCCUUCUGGUUCGAUCACUGGUCAUCUAUGGGCCCUCUGGUGGAACUAACAGGAGAGAGAGGGUACAUUGAUCUUGGUAUGAAUUCAAAAGCCACAGUUGCCACAUCGAUCAUUUCGCACAGAAGACGGAGACACAGAUACCCCAUUUUCAACAUUGUGGAGGACAUGAUCGACGAAGCUCGAAUUCUGUAUAAACCUGAUGAGGAUGACUUGGUACUCUGGAGAUACAAACAGGAUGAGUACAAGAACCGUUUCAGUACAAAACAAACUUGGGAACAAUUAAGGGAACCACAUCCUCUUGUUCCCUGGCGUAGGGUGGUGUGGUUCGCUCAUAACACUCCCAAGUUUGCUUUUCAGGUCUGGAUUGCUAUCUUAAAUCGACUUCCCACAGGCGAACGAAUGCUAACAUGGAGUGAUCAUCUUUACACAUCAUGUGUAUUCUGCCUUCACCCGAUAGAAUGCAGGGAUCAUUUGUUCUUUGAUUGCCCUUACACAGCUCAUAUAUGGACUGCACUAGCAAGAGGUCUUCUCGGUAAUGACUUCACCUGUGAUUGGGAGGAUUUUUUGGCUUUCUUAAUUUGUCAGAAUCAAGGGCGCCUACAGGUCUUCACAAUUAAAUACUUGUUUCACAUAACCAUCUAUUACAUCUGGGGUGAAAGAAACGCAAGACGACAUGGCGAGGACUUUUUCACUUCGCAGCAGCUGAUAAAGCGGAUAGACAACGGCAUGAAGAAUAGAUUCAACUCUAUUCGCCUCCAAGGGGAUCAGAAGUACGAGGAAGGAUACCAGUUUUGGCUAGCAUUUAGUCCUUUAUAG
This is a messenger RNA of Eutrema salsugineum, 4587 nucleotides long. RefSeq lists its product as uncharacterized. The transcript is spliced from 5 exons. The record is from RefSeq and is a predicted model, not a curated record. The coding region runs from base 1 to 4587 and encodes 1528 amino acids. Lineage: Eukaryota; Viridiplantae; Streptophyta; Magnoliopsida; Brassicales; Brassicaceae.